Messenger RNA from Osmerus eperlanus (European smelt), 3299 nucleotides. It is a transcript of the gene slc9a2, whose product is annotated as solute carrier family 9 member 2. NCBI's taxonomy places the organism in Eukaryota, Metazoa, Chordata, Actinopteri, Osmeriformes, Osmeridae. Gene Ontology annotation, biological process: potassium ion transmembrane transport; proton transmembrane transport; sodium ion import across plasma membrane. The record is from RefSeq and is a predicted model, not a curated record. Gene Ontology annotation, cellular component: plasma membrane. Gene Ontology annotation, molecular function: sodium:proton antiporter activity; potassium:proton antiporter activity.
CAUCCCCACUGUUGAGUUUUUUUAUUACACCGUGUUUUAAUUUAUUGAGUAGAAUACUUGUGAAUGAGAUUUAGUAAGUUAUAAUGCGAAAUGGGAUCAGAGCAUCGUUGGAUGGAGUAGCCUAAUUGAUUAUUUCCCACGAAGGACAGUUUCACCUCACUUUUUUUGUUUGUUCAUUCAGAUAUUAAAACAACUUUAAAUUGUGUUAUACCACAAUGGAGAAGGUUUCGGAAAGGUUAAACGGAAGACGGUUGUACUUUCCUUGGAGUAGUUAUCGUGAGUUUGCUGCCAGCUGGUGCAAUGGAGAAAUUCCACCGAAACCGGUCAGUGGCGUUACCGGUGGAGUUACUGUUCUACCUCCGGUCAAACCAGACAGCGGGCCUCAAGCUUUCCCCGAUGAUGAGAAAUCAAAGCUCCCGGUGUUCUCGAUGAACUACGCUCGAGUACAGCUACCGUUUGAGAUCACGUUGUGGGUGCUCCUCGCUUCAUUCGCCAAGAUAGCUUUCCAUUUGUACCAUAAGAUCACUGUGUGGAUCCCAGAGUCGUGCCUCCUGAUCAGCAUCGGUCUGAUCGUGGGCGCCAUCAUGCACUCGGUCCACGAGGUGCCUCCCGCCGUGCUCAGCUCUGACGUCUUCUUCCUCUUCAUGCUGCCUCCCAUCGUGCUGGACUCUGGGUACUUCAUGCCCACCAGGCCCUUCUUUGAGAACGUUGGCACGGUACGUCUGUGGUUCGCCGUGGUGGGAACCCUGUGGAACAGCAUCGGGAUCGGCAUGUCUCUGUUUGCCGUGUGUCAGAUCGAGGCGUUCGGCGUCCAGGACAUCAACCUGCAGGAGAACCUGCUGUUCGCCUCCAUCAUCUCCGCCGUGGACCCCGUGGCGGUGCUCAGUGUGUACGAGGACAUCUCCGUCAACGAACAGCUCUACAUCGUGGUGUUCGGGGAGUGUCUGUUCAACGAUGCCGUCACUGUUGUGCUGUACAACAUGUUCAGCUUCGUAGCGGAUAUGCCGGUGGUGGAGCCGGUGGACGUGUUCCUGGGCGUGGCGCGGUUCUUCGUGGUGGGCCUGGGCGGCCUGGGCUUCGGCGUGCUGUUCGGCUUCGUGGCGGCCUUCACCACGCGCUUCACCGGCAACGUCAGGGAGAUCGAGCCCCUCUUCAUCUUCAUGUACAGCUACCUGGCCUACCUGGUGGCUGAAAUGUUCUCCAUCUCCAGCAUCAUGGCCAUCGUGACCUGUGCCCUCACCAUGAAGUACUACGUGGAGGAGAACGUCUCCCAGCGCUCCACCACCACCAUCCGCACCGUGGUCAAGCUGCUGGGCACCGUGUCCGAGACGCUCAUCUUCUUCUUCCUGGGAGUGGUCACCAUCACCACGGAGCACGAGUGGAACUGGGGCUACAUCCUGUUCACCCUGCUGUUCGCCAUACUCUGGAGGGGCCUGGGUGUCCUGGUGUUGACCCAGAUCAUUAACCCCUUCCGCACCAUCCCCUUCAACUUCAAGGACCAGUUUGGCCUGGCCUACGGAGGCCUGAGGGGGGCCAUCUCCUUCGCCCUGGUCUUCACCCUGCCGGACAACAUCGGCCGCCGGCAGCUUUUCAUCACCGCCACCAUCGCAGUCAUCCUUUUCACCGUCUUCAUCCAGGGUAUGAGCAUACGGCCUCUGAUCGAGCUCCUCAACGUCCGCAGAACCAACCGGAACCUGGACACCAUCAACGUAGAGGUCCAUGCCAGACUCAUGGAGCACACCAUCGCUGGCAUUGAGGACCUCUGUGGCCAGUGGGGACACUUCUACUGGAAGGAUAAGUUCAUGAAGUUCAACAACCUGGUUCUGAGGAGGAUCCUGAUCAGGGACGACAGGGCUGAGUCCAGCAUCGUGGCGCUGUACAAGAAGCUGGAGCUGCAGAACGCCAUGGAGAUCCUGGACUCUGUGUCUGAAGCCAACCUCUCACUCACCAACCUGAGUGAAAAGAAGACCUUCCUCAAAUCCAAGCAGAAGUUCCUGGCGGGUGACCUGAGGAACAUGCACGACAUCCUGUCCAAAAACAUGUACAAGAUCCGCCAGAGGACGAUGGCGUACACCAACAAGCACGAGCUGCCCAACGAGAACAGGACCAAGGAGAUCCUGAUCAGACGACACGCCAGCAUCAGACGCAGCCUGCGACCCGGAAGCUUCCAUGACCAGACUAUACCCAAGUCCCAGAAGUACUUCUCUCUGCCUGCUGGGAAGAAUCUGGACUCUCAAUUCCCUCGUAAGAGGAUGAGUCAUGCAAGUGAUGAGGACACCAAGUCGGAGGUGGCCUACCCUCCAGCCCGCUCCAGGCGGGCCCAGCAGAGAGCGUCCCGGGUCAUGAUGCCUCUCCACAGGCUGGACACCCUGGUGGAGAGGCCCUCUCUGGACGUGGUGGACGAGAGGGGGCCGCGGGGGCACGCCGCGUCCCGGGUCGCUUCGUCCUCCUCGGACUCCCGCGUCCCCGCCCCUCAGCGCCACUUCCACCCCUCCCCGGAUCGCCCCGGCAACGGUGCCCAUGGUAGCAACAAUGUGUUUGAUCCUCAGGAGGAGGGGGAGGAGCCUCAGGCCAUGCCCCCCUCUUGGGCCGCUGAGCCUCGCGACGGGUCAGGCGGAACGCGGAACCCCCUUCUUAAGAGACCCCAGUGGAACCCUCGCAAGAACCCCUGAGAACCCUGUUUGAACUUGGAGAGCUUUCCUAGAAGCAGGUCUGCUCUGGCCGGACCCUCCGCUCAACCCAGGGUUCUAGAACCUCAGAACUGUGGAACACCUGUCUGCGGGCAUGUACUGUGUGUACAUACAUCACGUUUCUUAGUUUUUUUUUUUAUAUCCAAUGUGGUCAGGGAGUUGGAAGUAUGUGUGUGUCUGUGAUAUGUCGGGAUUGACAGAGUUGUGAAAAGGGUGUUAAAGAAUAUGUUGUGCUUAUUAAAGUUAUGCAUUGUGCUUAUUAAAGUUAUGAACUUAAAAGUGUGCUCAGGCUUAAACAUUGGGUCUCACACUGGGUGUGGGAAGCAGGCUGUUCUUUGUGUCUCUAUCUCUUCAUUUUCAGAAACAACCUUGAAACCGGGUGGAGACGGCACCCGAGCAGGUGGGACGCGUAGGCAAGAACAACUCCCUGAUGCACGAGAGAACAAGCUCAACCCUUUUUUAAUACUUGUGUGUUUCAAUUGCACUGUAUAAAUAUAUGCUGGGGAGGGACAGAUAGCCAGUUAGACUUCGUGAACCAGCCCAAACUCUGUUGCGGGUAGGGAAACGUAGACAACCCCAGAGCUCUGUACUUGUUGAUUUCCAACUGCU